Hevea brasiliensis (rubber tree) is the source of this 609-nucleotide messenger RNA. RefSeq names its product S-locus-specific glycoprotein BS29-2-like. The transcript has 6 exons. Bases 1 to 609 code for a protein of 202 amino acids. Lineage: Eukaryota; Viridiplantae; Streptophyta; Magnoliopsida; Malpighiales; Euphorbiaceae. The record is from RefSeq and is a predicted model, not a curated record.
AUGGUGAAUUGCUUGUUUAGCGGGUGUGCUACCAUAGACACCAUCAGGUCAUCUCUACUCCUCAAAUAUCCUGAAGUUAUAGUGUCCCCUAGCCUCAUCUUCAAAAUGGGUUUUUUAGCCCAGCUAACUCUACCAAUCGCUAUGCUGGAAUAUGGAACAAUCGAGGUUCUUUGGUCGACUCACAUAUCAAAUCUUGCAGUUAAUUCUUCAAGGGCAUAUCUUACUGAUACUGGAAACUUUAUCUUGCAAGGUGAUGCAGCAGGCAGCAUGUGGGAGAGUUUCUGGCAACCUUCUGAUACAAUGGUGCAGGCUAUGGGACUUGAUGUUAAUGGAAAAAGAGGUAAGGGGCCACAGCUAACUUCAUCGGAAAACCCUUCUGAUCCAUCAAUAGGAAGUUCUUCUGUUGAUUGUGAUGCCAAUAGAAUUCCAGAAUUUUUCAUUUGGAAUGAUAGUAAACCAUUGGAGAAGUACUCCAUGGAAAGCAAUACUGGGCUGAGGGGAACUGUGUGCCAGGCAAAGGAGAUGGGUUUUGAAGCUGGAAAUGAUGAAACUGCCAGACUUUCGUAUCUUCCACAUAACAACAAUGUGAAUAAGAUUGUUGGAAUUUGA